Molecule: messenger RNA, 567 nt
Organism: Cooperia oncophora
Lineage: Eukaryota; Metazoa; Nematoda; Chromadorea; Rhabditida; Trichostrongylidae
Source: the annotation of a GenBank genome assembly
AUGCACGUUUUCUCUUGCUGUGUACCGUAUUUCGACAAUUGUUUGGAAUGUAUACAAGGACCGUCUUUCUCAGCCACGGCUUCUUACUCACAAUUGUCAGUACCGUUGACGCCUUCGAAUCGUCUCGAUGUUACUAAAAGUGGAAAGGAUGUCGUCAUUCUCAAAGAAGGAGAACGAAUCUGUGGUACUGGUGGUGCUUUAGGAACAUUACCUAUUGUACAGAAUAAAGCGUACUUCCAAGUCAAUAUACAACAAAACGGUGCUUUUGGAAUAGGACUCGGUAACUCUCAUGCACCUCUUGAUACAGUGCCAGUCUCAAGUAACUUCUGGGGAAUUCGAGACAAUGGUGAUGUAGUGGCAAACGACACGGUUAUAGCCAAACUUACCAAGCCUGUCUCCGAGGGAGACUGCAUUGGAGUGUGCUUUGACCAUGUCGAAUUGAAGUUCCUGUUGAAUGGUGAGCCGUUAGAGCCAAGCAUAACCGGUGUCAAGGGACCGGUGAGUCAUAACUGCCGAUCACUGGUAUUUUCAUCCGUUAUAAUCGAUGAAAAUCACUUUUUACAUUAA